GAGGCUCAAUUUUAAUCAUAAAACCUGACCUGACAAAUCCGUCUGCAGUUUUGUAAUGUGGGACGCGCGUGCCACACAUACUACUAAUCCCUGGAUCCUCUGAGUAGGACCAUGAUUUCUGGGACGGUGUUGCCAGGGGGAAGGUGGCGCUGGGGACCUGUUGGAAAUGACAGCUGAAGACGGCGGAUUGAAGCACAGGAAUCACAAAAACAGUAAACACAGAAGAUAGCGAAGAAACUCUCUCGCGUCACCGUGUAAAGGGGUUGUAGAGAUGGAUUCCCUGAUGAGUGCGGUGGCACCGCGCUCCCCAGCCCCCGCCAAGAAGCUGUCAGAGGUGGACUUCCGGUCUGGAGCCGCCCUGGAUCAGCUCUCAACCCAAGUGUCUGAGCUGGUUGUUCUGGAGCAGGGAGAGUUUGGAGACCAGACCGCCUUAGAAGUCCACACUGCCAAGGACUUUAUCUUUAACAUGCUAGGUUUAGUCCAGAAGGUGGACCAGCGCCUCCCAGUGGCGAAUGAGUACCUGCUCCUGUCGGGUGGGGCUCGGGAGGGUGUCUUGGACCUCAACCCCGAGGACCUGGGUGACUACGCUAAAGGAGCAGAUUUUGACCUGGACUUCACUCUGCUGGUUCCUGCGCUGAAGCUGCAUGACCGCAACCAGCCGGUAACGCUGGACAUGAGACACUCCCCGCCCUGCCACUCAUGGCUCAGCCUUCGCCUCUGCGACUCCAACAUCCUGUCCCGCUGGAGCAUCUGCUGCCAGGAGGAGAACGGACUUCCACCCGAGGAAGAGGAAGAAGAGGAAGAGGAGGCAGAGAUGGGUAAAGGCCCUGCCCCCCCUCUGGAUUCCCCUCAGUCUCUGGACGGCUGUUACUUCUCCCCCACCUUGGUGACAGACUGGUUCUGGGGGGUGGUGAGCGAGGCAGUGGAGGAGUUGAGGCGUAGCCCCCAGAGAGGCAUUCCCACCCCAGAACGACUGGAGCGCAACGGCCCACUUACCACCAUCAUCCUCCAGGCGGGCUCGAGCCGGGUUCUCUACGACCUGCUGCCUGUCGUGUCGUUUCGCGGCUGGCCUGCCGUGGCCCAAGGCUGGCUGACCGCCAACCACUUUUGGGACGGUAAAAUCACAGAGGAGGAGGCCAUAUCUGGCUUCUAUCUGCUGCCCUGCUGCUCUCCGCUGGGUGGUCGGCCCGACAGGGAGUGGAGACUGGCCUUCUCACGCAGCGAGGUUCAGCUAAAGAAGUGCAUCCCGUUCCCCAUGGCCCAGGCGUUCCAGGCGGCCAAAGCGGUCCUGUCUCGUAUCCUGGCCCGUCCACGGACCGGCCUCAGCCUCUACCACCUACGCACUCUGCUUUUUUGGGCCUGUGACAGACUUCCCGCCGCCUACCUGUCCUGCCCCGACAGCGACACUCCAGGUCGUCUCCUGCUGGGUCUGCUCGACGACCUCGCCCACUGCAUUCUGGGUAAAAACUGCCCCAAUUACUUCCUCCCCCAGUGUAACAUGUUGGAGCACCUGACCGACAGCCAGGCGCUACUCGUCGCAAGGAAGCUGGCCCACGUUCGCUCGGAUCCCAGCGAGCACCUGCGGGCAGCUCUGGACCAAGCCCAGCAGGCGGGUCAGUUGAAAAAAGAGUUAACGGCAAGCACUAACGGCCACAGCUCCCCCGGUCAUCACCCCGCCAACGGCAUCAUCUCGCCUUCUGAGGACAAGCUGGCUCAGCGGCUGCAGCAGCUCGUCACCGAGAACCCCGGGAAAUCCAUAUCAGUCUUCCUCAACCCAGAUGAUGUCACCAGGCCUCACUUCCGCAUCGACGACAAAUUCUACUGAUGCCGACACGCUGCCGCAGAGAAAAGCGUGGAAAUGCGUUUGCCUGGCGAACUCUGAAAAUGCUCUGAGACGUGGCAUCAGAAGGUACAGAGCGUUUCUUCAGAACACUGCAGGUGUGGAGUUGAACCCUAAGGCUGAACAGUAACCAUGCAACAAAGCCUUGCUGCUCGGCUCACUCUCAAAACCAAAAAACACACAUGUUCGACUGACGUAUGACAUCCCACUCGGCCCACGUUGCACAAUUGACAAGAUGUCGACGAGCUGACGCCACGGAGACGGCCUGACGAGCUGGCCUUAAUGAGACUCAUCAGCUGGUGCUACAAAGAUGAAGGCCAGCUUUAGUGAUGUGAAAUAAGUCUAGUGGAGAUCAACAUUCAAAGCGUGUGUGUUUGUGUGUGUAUAUGUGCGCCUAAGGGUUUUCACAUAAUACUAACACUUCUAAAGACAAGACUCUUUAUUUUUGGCCGUGAUCAGAGUGGGUGAUGACUGAAUUAGAAAGAAAAACAAGGUGUGGCUGAUGAAACUGAAUGUAAUGUUCGGAGUCUUUGAACAAAGUCUCUCUUUCAACUAUACUUUAACCCUCUUGCAUAACCCGACUGGUGAUCUGAUGGCAUCAUUUUCACUUUUUAUUUUGAAAAUCUUUCUCAGGUAUUCAUAACGCUUCUGAUGCUUUUAUUAUUAGUGAUGAUUUCCUUUUUUUUUUUUUUUAAGGUCGUAUUUCCGUGCUGCUGAUCAGACUCUGCCCUAGAUUUCAACAUUAAAUUGGGUAACGGUUAGUACCAAAGAGCUACAUUGGAGCAGUGUUGCAAAGAGAAACGUACUUUAAGUCUUACAUAUCUUUAAAUGUCUAAUCUGGAACCAACUUGAUGAUCUUACUGAGUCACAAACAGAAUGUUAAUUUUCUACAGGUUUGGAAAUAUUUUGGUUGUGUUUGGAAUGUUAUUAUAGCACCUGUAUAAAGGAUUAAAACCACAAAUCCUAUUUAUGGAGAUCAAGUAAAUUAACACUAGCGCAUAUCGUAUAGAAAUAUUAUGGAUUAAAUAUUCAAACAGGUACAGAAUAACAUAGACAUAACUAUGCCAAGGUACUUCUGUGUUAGAAUGUCCCACUGAGAGCCCACUAUGUCAAAUAUUUUUGCACAUUUUUUGUCAGCACCACUUAGUUGUGUGUGUCCCUUAUAUUCAACUGUGCUUCUGACUUGAGUGAUUCUGAUAAUUGUCCUCCGUCUCCUCUGCUUGGUUGGUCUUUUUUAAUGAGCUGUGUUUGUGUGUGUUGUGUUCUCGACGGACUGAACCACGCAGCAGGAUGCAGACAGACACCCAGAUGCUGCCCACUGAAUUAUUUCCUCAGCGGGAUGUUGUGCGUCGGCCCCUGGGGUCUAUCAUUUCGUGGCAGACGGCGUCAUCCACGGGUGGGGUGGUGGUGGUGGUGGUGGGGCACAGGCCUCCGCUGGUCCUUUUGAAGAAAUCUGAAGGUGCGUCUUACGGGGUUUGGAUCGAUGUCUCUCUCUGGGACUGUUGCUUUUCUUUCUCAGCACUUUGUCAUUUUCUCUCUCUCUCUUAUUUCAUUCUCUUAUUUCCCUCCGAGCGUCGGCAUCUUUUUAUUGUUUUGAGCCACACAAGGACGCUCCAGCCUUAUGUUUACACUGUACACCCCUUUCACUGCAAUGCUUCUCAGCUGAUUCCAUUACAAGCUGUGCAGACAGGCAGUGGUUUAGUAGCAACAAGCUCAACCACGCCAAGCAUUUAUUUUCUCUUUUCCCCCUUACAUUAGCGGAGGGAGACCCACUUGUUUUUACCUUAAUGGAUUCGAGACUUUAAUCUCAGCUUGAGAAGUUGGCUGAGCGCUACUCUGCCAACAAACUAGAGGGACUGGGAUUAGUUGGAGUUUGUUGUGCUGCUUCCAGCUGUGUACAGGCAGGGUACAAAAUACUACAAGCACAAGACUGGUUUACAUUAAAAAAAAAAAAAAAGAGAUUAAAAAAAAAAAUUUAAAAAAACAAGGUGAUGGUGGUUAGUUCUGGAGUGAUUGUGUUACUUUAGCAGAUUUUCUGUGCUUACUACUGAGUGAUUUGUUUUUAAAUAUUGUCUGUACUACUAAUUUUUGCAACUGCGUGAAAGAACAGGACUUUGAGGAAAACCAAAGCGUGUAUUCAGUCGAAGGGGGUUUCUGAGGUUCGACCUCUCCUGCACUGGAGCAAUCAGGGUGUGAAUUCAGU
Sphaeramia orbicularis (orbiculate cardinalfish) is the source of this 4043-nucleotide messenger RNA. RefSeq names its product transmembrane protein 102 (gene tmem102). NCBI's taxonomy places the organism in Eukaryota, Metazoa, Chordata, Actinopteri, Kurtiformes, Apogonidae. The transcript has 6 exons. The record is from RefSeq and is a predicted model, not a curated record. Bases 272 to 1825 code for a protein of 517 amino acids.